Molecule: messenger RNA, 1049 nt
Organism: Phyllopteryx taeniolatus (common seadragon)
Lineage: Eukaryota; Metazoa; Chordata; Actinopteri; Syngnathiformes; Syngnathidae
Gene: grpr
Product: gastrin-releasing peptide receptor
Exons: 5
Coding region: 395-898 (167 amino acids)
Biological process (GO): G protein-coupled receptor signaling pathway
Cellular component (GO): membrane
Molecular function (GO): G protein-coupled peptide receptor activity
Source: RefSeq, a predicted model, not a curated record
GUUUUUUUUUUGCAUGUGAGAGUAUUUUUGGGUGGAUGUGUGUGAGAGUUUUUUUGGACUAUGAGAGUUUUUCUGGGGUGUGUGAGAGGUAUUUGGUAUGUGACAGUUUCUUUGGUAUGUGAGGUUUGUUGACGCGUUUUUUGUUUGUGACAGAGUUUUUUGGUUUUGGUGGGUGUGAGUUGUUUUUUUUUGGUUUAUACACGAGAGGUUUUUAGGUGGGUGUGAGUUUGUUGGGUGUGAGUAAAAUGUUUUUUGUGAGUGAGAACAUUUUUCGGUCUAAGGUUUUUGGAGGUGUGUGAUUUUUUCCUGUGAGUGAGAGGUUGUUUCGUGUGUGAGUAAGAGUAAUAAUAGCGAGAGAGAGCCUAAAAUCACCUUGCAGGCCUAAACCCACCAGAUGAAAAGAUGUUCUGUUUCCAGCAUAUUACCUCGUACACCCUACUGGUACAGGGCCACCGUGAGGCCGCUCGACAUCCAGACGUCGAGUUCUACGACCGGCAUCGUCCUGCGGGCGACGCUCAUCUGGAUCGUUUCCCUCGUCCUGGCAACUCCCGAGGCCAUCUUCUCUGACCUUCACGUCUUUAACGUUCCUUCCAGCAAUAAGAGCUUUGUCACCUGUGCGCCCUAUCCCCCUCGUGGUCGAGUCCAGAAAACGCUUGGCCAAGACAGUGUUGGCAUUUGUGGCCCUCUUCGCCGUAUGCUGGCUGCCCAGUCACGUCAUCUUCUUAUACCGCUCCUACCACUACUCAGAGGUGGACACGUCCCUGAUCCACUUUGUGUGCAGCGUUGUUGCUCGGAUCCUGGCCUUCACAAACUCCUGCCUGAACCCUUUUGCUCUUUAUCUGCUCAGCAAGAACUUUCAGAAGGAGUUCAAGGAGAACCUCUGCUGUUUCUGCCCUGAGAUCAUCAAAGCGUCCACGCACAGUCCAAAUCGUGACAUGCGCAUGACCUCUGCCACGCCACUCCGUGGCACCCUCAAGCUUUGACUUGCGUCUAAAUCUCCUUUAUUGUACAAAAUGGGUUACUUGUACUUGCAACUUCGGUCAAUUAUA